This is a messenger RNA of Centrocercus urophasianus (Greater sage-grouse), 2434 nucleotides long. RefSeq names its product tubulin polyglutamylase complex subunit 2 (gene TPGS2). The transcript is spliced from 7 exons. NCBI's taxonomy places the organism in Eukaryota, Metazoa, Chordata, Aves, Galliformes, Phasianidae. Gene Ontology annotation, biological process: protein polyglutamylation. Bases 92 to 748 code for a protein of 218 amino acids. The record is from RefSeq and is a predicted model, not a curated record.
AGAAGGACAAACGCGCGCGUUUCCCCACUCACACACCCACACGCGCAUCGGUCUCGUCGGUGUGAGGGGCGCUGGGUAGCGCCCUGCCGAGAUGGAGGAGAAGCCCUCCGCCGGCAUCAGGCCCCACCUGGACAAGCUCACCCUGGGGGUGACGCGUAUUUUGGAGACUUCACCAGGUGUUUCUGAUGUGACAUUAGUGGAAAAGAAGCCAGCUGAUCGCCAUGCAAUUAUUUCAUGGGAGCAAAAAAAUGCCUGCAUAUUGCCUGAGGAUUUAAAGAACUUCUAUCUGAUGACUGAUGGCUUCCAGAUGACCUGGAGUGUAAAAAUCGACGAUACCCCAGUGCCCCUGGGCUCCAUGGUGAUUAAUAGUGUCUCAAAGCUUUGUCGGCUUGGAGGCUCCUCCAUGUACACCGUGCCUAAUGCACCAUCUCUUGCUGACCUGGAAGGUGACACAGAUGAGGAGGGUAAUGAAGACAAACCAGAGAAACCACACUUUGAUUCUCGUAGUUUUAUUUUUGAAUUAGACCCAUGCAAUGGAAAUGGGAAAGUUUGUCUUGUUUAUAAGCACACUAAACCAGUUGUGUCCCCAGACACAGAGAUAUGGUUCCUAGACAGAGCUCUGUAUUGGCAUUUCCUCACCAAAACCUUCACAGCCUACUAUCGCCUGCUCAUCACUCACCUGGGUCUCCCACAGUGGCAGUAUGCCUUCACCAGCUACGGAGUCAGCCCUCAAGCCAAGGUGUGGUAGCUAAUUAAGUGCUUGCUUUCUGGACUUGGAGGCCAGCGUCCAUUUCCAUGACUGCUAGAGGAGAUGUAAAGUCAUUUGUCUAAGUGAUAUUUGUCUAGAUCAGCUUUCUAGGCAUAGCACCAAACAAGAUCCCACUGCUAACUAGGUGGAGAGGGAAGUCCAGGCAUACAUUAGACAGAAGCCCAGAGGAGAACUAUCAACUUCAGCUUAGCAAAGAAUACCAAUUCUUCUCCUGUCCUCAUCAGUUGCAAAGGAAUAUCUUGAUAAAAACGGUGCCUAGAAGAGUAAUUUAAAUGCCAGCAGACACAGAAGCACUCGUAAGAGAACUCCAAGUACAGACAGUCCAGACUCUCUAUACCAUUAAAGUAGCCAUCCUGUUCUGCCAGUAGCCUGCUUAGAGGUUCCUGUUUAUUCCUCUGUGCUUGAGUGGGCCUUCAGCCUUAACUUAGCUACUACCUUGUGUGAGCUGACACAGUGCAUGCUGGCAAGGCCUGGCAGGUCUUGUUGAAUGUCCUGCACUUAACCUACACAUGACAUGUUGCCUGCCUCAGCCCUGUGUGUGCACUGAAAUUAUUCGCUAUAAUCACUGUCGAAUUCCCUUCUAUCAGAUUGUCCCCUUGCAUUUCUGUUGUCUUCCCUGUCAUACUGUGCACUACCUUGUGGCCAGGGCUGUAUGCAUAGUAUAUUAGCACUUGUCUGUGCUCUACCUUUUUUGUAGUUUUCUUGCUAGAAUAUUUCAUUAUAUUGUGUAUUCUCAAAACUUAGCGAAAUUAUUCAUAUACUCUCUAAUCAUUUGCAGCCUUUGUUAGUUUAAAUCCUCCUAGUAUGUUAACCAUUAUUGUUUGCAAAGGUCUUUAGAGAUGGUACAUUAAAGCCCUUUGCCAUAAAGCAAUAUAUGAACAGAUUUCUAUUUAUAUUUGGUAUUGAUUUUUUGUUUAUCUUCUUAAAUAAUUCAGUAAGGAUGGCCUCAGAUUUGUAAUACUUUAACCCCUGCAGUUUUAUUUCAUGACUUCAUCAAUGGACAACUGAUAGGAAAAGCACUGAGAUGUAGGAUCUUCAGGGCAUAAUUGUGGGGCAUAUGGGAACAAAAAAAAAAAUCUUGUGGUCACCUCUAAACAUUAAAUCAGGCUGAAGAGAAACAAACACAAAAUCCUUUGUGUCAAGAGUUUAAAAAAAAAAAUCGUAAUAUCGUAUGUACGAAGAGAGUGAGGCAGGCUAUCUUUUGAGAAGUGCAGCUAAAAUUUAUAUUUCAUAAGCACUUUUUCAUUCCAGGUUUUUAAUCUUUUCUGCUUCUCUGAGCCUAGAUAAAAAUGGCCUAGUUUCAUCUCCUCCCUUUGCUUUUCCUCAUAUUAUUUAAGUGUUAUGAUGAUUAAGAGUUGCUCCUGAUAGGAAUUACACUGCAGGAAAAAUAGUGUUAGGUUUGUUUCUGGUUCUCCUCUUCCUUGUCUGGAAUGUGAGGCAGCUCCAGGGCUGUAUCCCUAUCAGAAGGGACUUUGCACAGUCCUGUAAAUUGCAAAUUGGUAUGCAGAUUAUGAUUAAAAUCAGGGCACUAGGAUGAGAAGAAACAGGCAGAAAAUGUAUAAUUAUAGUUUGAUGUUUAACUUACUCCUUCUCCAUCAUCCUGUCUUCCAGCAAUGGUUUAACAUGUAUAAACCCAUAACAAUAAACACAACUCUUCUCUCUGAA